AUGUCUUUUUCAGAUGAUGAUGAUGAUGAGGAUGAAACUGGUCUAAACACGUCGCCGGUUGAACGCCCUAGUUACGAAGGCGAGGAUACGAGUCCGACUACAGAGAGGGAGUUGAAGGGCUGGUUUGCUUAUCCGAUUGCUGCGGAAGUCUUUGCUGUGGUCGCUGUCGGUGCCUUCCUCCCCGUCAUCCUCGAGCAGCUCGCUCGAGAAAACGGCGUCUUCUUCUCCGACCGGUCUAAACCAUGUAUCGACCACCACCAAGCUCCAGUAGGAGACGCAACUGCACCGAAAAAGCAAGGCGAAGAGCAAUGUAUCGUGAGAUAUCUGGGCAAAGACAUGUCGACGAGUAGUUUUGCCAUGUACACUUUUUCCACGGCCGUGUUACUGCAAGCUCUCGUUUUGAUAUGUUUUAGCUCUUUUGCUGAUCAUGCACCCAUCCUAGUCAUCGUCGGCGUCUCCAGCCUGGGGUGUUCCUUUGUCUUGCUAAACGCUUUCCUACCGUUGCUAGUAGCACAUUACCCCGACAACUCCAUAGGCAAGUCGCUGUCAUCGGAUUCCGCCUCAGACUUUGAGCUCGAAAGCUUGAACCCCGCCAACGGACCGUCAUCAAUAAUACAUCGAUCGAACCCAGAGAAGCUAGCGCGCGAUCUCGAGCGCUCGGCGCAAAUCAGCAGUAAAGGUGUAGGCUACGGGUACAUAUCCGCAGUCUUCGUCCAGGUCCUGAGUAUCGGCAUCAUCUUCCUGUUCAGCAAGACAUCGUUUUCCAAAACCUCGCCUAGUCUCUCGAUCCGCAUCAUCCUGUUCAUGGUGGGCGUGUGGUGGGCUGUGUUUAGCAUUCCAACACUUCUCUGGCUGCGCCCGCGUCCGGGUCCGCCGUUGCCCACGCAGUCACGCCCUGGUUUUGCAAAUAAUACAGAAGCGUCGUCGAAGCUGCGUACGUUUCUGUUUUAUACCUCGUUCUCGCUGAGGAGCUUCUACGGGACUUUGAAGAGGGCCAUCAGUCUCAGACAGACGCUACUCUUCCUCAUCUCGUGGUUCCUCCUCUCCGAUGCCGUGGCUACUAUUUCCGGAACGGCGGUACUCUUCGCGAGGACAGAGUUACACAUGGGCACUAUUGCCAUUGCACUACUAUCCAUUACGUCAAUCGGCUCGGGUGUCGUAGGCGCAUUUGCAUGGCCGAAGAUUCAGCGCCGGUAUGGUCUACAGCCGAAAAUGAUACUGCUGUGUUGUGUGGCCGGCAUGGAAGUGAUUCCUUUGUACGGCUUGCUGGGCUAUAUUCCGCUGUUCAAAAGCCUGGGGUUUAUCGGAUUGCAGCAGGCUUGGGAAAUCUAUCCCAUCGCCGUCGUGCAUGGGAUAGUCAUGGGUGGUAUAUCUUCGUACGCGCGCUCCGUCUACGCGCCUUUGAUCCCAGAGGGAAGCGAGGCAGCCUUCUUUGCGCUGUUCGCUGUGACAGACAAAGGGAGUAGCGCUUUUGGGCCAGCUUUGGUAGGCUGGAUUGUCGAUCAGGCCGGUACUAUUCGACCGGCGUUCUUCUUUCUCGCCGUCCUAGUCGUGUUGCCCGCACCGUUGUUGUGGAUGUUGAAUGUUGAGAAAGGGAGGGAGGACGCUAGGAUGAUGGCAGAGGGUGAUGGUAGGGGACGAGGCACGUAUGAGAGGGUGAUGGUUGAAUGA
Messenger RNA from Pyrenophora tritici-repentis Pt-1C-BFP, 1671 nucleotides. Its product is annotated as ATG22 multi-domain protein. The record is from RefSeq and is a predicted model, not a curated record. Lineage: Eukaryota; Fungi; Ascomycota; Dothideomycetes; Pleosporales; Pleosporaceae. Gene Ontology annotation, biological process: amino acid transmembrane export from vacuole.